GAGGGACUUUGAGAGGGAAUUAAGGACCGCGAAAUGUAGCGAGGGGCUCAGUCGUAAGCUCCUCGUGGCUGCCAAGGACGGUAUGACUGUCAAGCUAGACACAUCAAUGUUGGAUGCAUCGAGUAUUGCGAUGGAGGAUGCAUCCAAGAAGAUCGGAGACGAAAUAGCAUUGAGAGUGUGGAUGAUGACUGGCUAUAGAUGGAUUUAUAAAGACUGCAAACGGGGACUCCGGGGAUUUCCUGGUCCCAAACGUGCUGUCCAAUACCGGUAUCGAUGCUCUCAGGACCGAGGUGCUCAAAGGGCACCCAAAAAGGUUGCAGACGCCUCGAAGCAACGUGCGCGCAAAAGUAAACCUUGCUUUGACUGUAAAGGCCGGCUGAAGAUCACGAUUCAAGUUGUCCACGAGACUUGGACGGCGAAGAUUAGCCUCGAACACCACAUCAGCCAUGCUCCCUAUGAGUUUAAAUCGAGUACUGGUAGCACCAGCCCUUCUGGUGACGACGGCUCGGAACAAGAUGACUCAAUGCAAUUCCACAUCCCCAGCUUAUAGACGAUGU
Cantharellus anzutake is the source of this 557-nucleotide messenger RNA. RefSeq lists its product as uncharacterized. The transcript is spliced from 2 exons. NCBI's taxonomy places the organism in Eukaryota, Fungi, Basidiomycota, Agaricomycetes, Cantharellales, Hydnaceae. Bases 83 to 550 code for a protein of 155 amino acids. The record is from RefSeq and is a predicted model, not a curated record.